GCGGGGCUGGGCGGCCCGGGGGGUGACGGGAAGGGAGGCCGGCCCGGCGCCGCCCAGCCCCGGGCUCCGGGCGGGAAGUGGGAGAGCGCGGCGGUGCGGGGCGCGCGGGCGACGGGCCAGCGGGAUGGGAGCGGGGCCCCUCCGCGGCCCGCAGCCUCGGGAGCCACGCUGAAGUCGGGGGCGGGACCAGCGCGGAGUCGACAUGUGUCUGCGCCUCGGAGGCCUGAGUGUGGGCGACUUUCGGAAGGUGCUGAUGAAGACAGGCCUGGUGCUGGUGGUGCUGGGCCACGUGAGCUUCAUCACGGCCGCACUGCUCCAUGGCACAGUGCUGCGCUACGUGGGCACCCCCCAAGAUGCUGUGGCGCUGCAGUACUGCGUGGUCAACAUCCUCUCUGUCACUUGUGCUAUCGUGGUCAUCACCUCAGGCAUCGCAGCCAUCGUGUUAUCACGCUACCUCCCCAGCACCCCUCUGCGCUGGACAGUGUUUAGCUCGAGCGUGGCCUGUGCUCUCCUCUCUCUGACCUGUGCCCUUGGCCUCUUGGCCUCCAUCGCCGUGACCUUUGCCACCCAGGGCAAGGCACUGCUGGCUGCCUGCACUUUUGGGAGCUCUGAACUACUGCCCCUCGCACCUGACUGUCCCUUCGACCCCACACGCAUUUAUCCAGCCAUCUCUGCCCCAUGCCCCACAGAGCUCCAGCCUGUGCCUCUGGGGCAUCGCCCUAGUGCUCUGCGUGGUGGAGAAUGUGUUUGCUGUGCGCUGCGCUCAGCUCACCCACCAGUUGCUGGAGCUGAGGCCCUGGUGGGGGAAAAGCAGCCACCACGUGAUGCGGGAGAACCCAGAGCUGGUGGAGGGCCGUGACCUGCUGAGCUGCACCAGCUCUGAGCCUCUGACCCUCUGAGAGAUGAUGUCCUGCCCAGGCCCCAUGGCCACUAGCACCCUGCAAGCAACUCUGCUCUGUGACCAGGCCAGGAUUCCUGGAGCUGGCCUGAGAGGGCUCAAUGGACCCUCGGGGACCCAAGUGGGGCUUUCAACCCCUUCCCCCACCAUCCAGCCCACUGCACUGAAAUGAGACUUUAUUCUGAAAUUAUUAAAAAGAACAGAGAUGCUCCA
Cercocebus atys (sooty mangabey) is the source of this 1111-nucleotide messenger RNA. RefSeq names its product transmembrane protein 54 (gene TMEM54). Lineage: Eukaryota; Metazoa; Chordata; Mammalia; Primates; Cercopithecidae. The transcript has 6 exons. The record is from RefSeq and is a predicted model, not a curated record. The coding region runs from base 203 to 859 and encodes 218 amino acids.